UAUUGAUACUUUUCAUAAAAAAAGCACAAUGUGGGAUUCCUUUUAAAUGGAAAGAUUAAGAUACCUUUGAACUCUGCUUUACAUUCUUCUCACUAAGGAUUUAGGGGACAUUUUGAAUAGACAAACAACUUCCAGGGAUGUCUCAAUCACAGGACUGCUCCUCAAAAUGGUGACAAGGUGAAAAGUUUAUUGUGAAAUACCUGGGUACGAAGGCUGAACCCCAUGGCUAUACCAGUGCAAAACAGUGUCAAUAAUUCAUGAGGGCUGGCAUCCUUGUGCAUGCGAGGACUUGAAGUCCAUGGAGAUCAUAAUGGAACGUGGCCCUCAAGAUAUCAUAUUUUGUAAAACUAUUUCCCAGGUGGACAACAGGCUGCUCUCCAUUCACAUACAUAAUUUAGUGGUGUGGUUUAUUAAAAUGCAGCAUCAAAAAGCUGUUUGGCAUACCUUUCAGAAAUGAUGUCUCUGUCUAGAAGUUUGGAUAGCGCUGCCAACAUAGCCCUUAUUUGUUUUCAUGUCAUAGUGGUCACCUUAGGAGUUUCUUUGAAUGGAAUAGUAGUAGUGACCAUUUUGUCCACCAAGGCAUUACGAUCAGAAAACAGGUUCCUCUACAUAUUCAACACCUGUAUAAGUGAUUUGCUAUUAGGAAUGGUUUGGUUUUACAUAGCUCUGUUUCAGUCUCAGGAAGAUCAACUUGGAACAGCCAUCAGCCAAAUGAUUAUGUACAACCUGAUGGGUGUAAUCUUCUUGACAAUUCUGUCUUCUCAGUCAGAGCGUUACUUUGCUGUGGUCUAUCCAUUCAGGUACAUGAGCAUCAUGACUAAAGGUCGGACCACUGCAGUUCUGGUCUUCUGCUGGGUUUUUGUCUUAUCUAUGAGAUUAUUUUACGGUCUUCUUGGAAAGUCAACCACUUCUGCUGUUAGAGGCAUCACCAAUAUUAUUAGCAAUUUAGCCAUUUUCAUCAUUAUUGUUGGUUUUAAUUUGAAGCUGUUCCUAAUAGCCAAAGGUCAACAAGAGAGAGAGUUUCUUGGCCUUCAGGAUACCAAAAAGUCCUCACUCAGGCUUAUUAUUAUAGUGUCCUGUACCUUCCUACUCUUUUGGACUCCUUCCAGUGUACGAGAGUGCGUCUGCAGCUUCUACAGUUGUGUAAUAUAUGAGAAAUAUGCUACAGACCCUUUUAAGAUCCUAAUUAUUAUUACAUCUGUCACAAAUCCCAUGUUGUUCUUGUGGGGGAGUCAAGCUAUCCGUGAAGCCUUUUGGAAAAUCCAUGCAGUCUGCAAACUCUGCAAGAGGCAGAUUGACCCGCAGAUGCCAGCCGUCGCUAACAUCUCUGGAAGACAAAAAUAAAGGUUUAUUCAAUUCCAUUAAAAUGUUAAAUAAAUAAAUCAAGAGCU
Molecule: messenger RNA, 1391 nt
Organism: Spea bombifrons (plains spadefoot toad)
Lineage: Eukaryota; Metazoa; Chordata; Amphibia; Anura; Pelobatidae
Product: lysophosphatidic acid receptor 4-like
Exons: 2
Coding region: 454-1344 (296 amino acids)
Biological process (GO): G protein-coupled receptor signaling pathway
Cellular component (GO): membrane
Molecular function (GO): G protein-coupled receptor activity
Source: RefSeq, a predicted model, not a curated record